Molecule: messenger RNA, 2253 nt
Organism: Salarias fasciatus (jewelled blenny)
Lineage: Eukaryota; Metazoa; Chordata; Actinopteri; Blenniiformes; Blenniidae
Exons: 4
Coding region: 1-2253 (750 amino acids)
Source: RefSeq, a predicted model, not a curated record
AUGGAGGAUGAAGUGGGUAAGGAAAAGGCCUUGGUUAGUGUGGAGCCAGUGGAAGACAUUCACCGAGAAAAGGUGCAAAAAAGGGUUGAAGUAAGAGUCCAGGACAGUGUGAACAAAAUCAAGGAAAUGAAGAAGGAGAGAACAGUGGAAAUAAUAUAUACAAAUGUGGAGGACAUCGGCAUUAACAUUGAAGAUCAUCUGCAAGAACAGCAUGGACAAGACAUGGAGGAAGUGGUGGCUAAAUUGCCAAAAGAUGAAGGUGACGUGGAGGGAGGAGAACUGGGGGAGGAGGGAGGCAUGGAAAGUUGGGAUGCUGUCCUUGACAUGGUCAACACAUUGUGGGAUGAUGAUGGCUGGGAAAAAGGAGGGGCGGCAGGAGCCGGAGAGGGGGAUGCAGAUUCCCUCUCGGGCUCCCUGCAGCGCUGGCCCCUUCUCCGGCCACCGGUUGGGUUUGGAGGUUCACACCCUCCCUCCUCAGCAGCCUCAGAGCUCAGCCUGACGGAGUUGGAGCGCAGGGCCAGGGAGCUGGACUCUGACCUGGAACACCUAGACCUGUCUCAGCCCCACAGGGACACGCAGGAUGGAUACCCAGCUCUUCUGGAGCCACAGAGGGAACGAGCUGACAUGUACCAAACCCACCCCGGACCACAGAGAGACAAAGCGCCUCUUCUUUCAGGAGUGGGCAGCAGAUCCCAGGUGACUCUGGAGCUCAGCGCCAUGGCUUCACCAGCCACAGACACAGACAAAUCCCCCGCCGAAUGGUCAACCAGGUCGACUGGGACCUCCACUGUCGGUACUAGCUCAACAAAAGAGGACAGCUCUCCAGACUCCAACCUAACGCUCGAGUCCGACUCCAGCGGCGUCUUCCUUUCCUUGUCCAAUCAGAGCCAGGAAGAAGCUGGCUCUGAUAGCGACCAGCCAAUCAGUGGAUCUGACCUAGGCAGUAGCAGCACGUCGCUGGAGAAAGACGGGGACGAUGGAGGGCUGAAAGAGUGGGGGAGGGAGGAGAGUUCAGAGCUGCAGUGGUGUUACCCCUCGCUCCUCAACACAUCCACCCAAGAAGACGUCGAAGAUGUUGAAAAAGAGGAAGAGGCCCCUGAAACGAUGGGGGGAUAUGAAGAGAAAGAACUGGAGGAAGAUGGAAGAAAAGCUGGCAAGAUAGGGAAGGUUUCAAUCAUCAAGACCCAACGAGAACAUUCGGUCAUCAGAGGAUCCAUGAUUCCAAUUUCCCAACAAAGUGAAGAAAUACCUCCGAGGAAGAAAGUGACCCUAAUGGGACUAGAAUCCCCCCUCCCGCUGUCACCUACCAAACAACCAAUCAAGCACUUUCUCGAUCCCAGUCAGAAGCCAAUCAGAACCUCAGGACUCGACUGUGGCGACCUGGAUCCAUUCGUCCAAUCAGACAGUUUUGUUUACCUUGCCGUGUCUGCGAGGCCCGGCUCUAAAGGCGAACCCACCAUGGCGACAAACAUUCCCCCCCAUGAGAACAAAAAGGUUACCGUACAGCAACAUUCAGAAAGCACCAAGACCUAUGUGGACCAACCAAACACGGAACAAGCGACCAAGCCAGCUUUCCUCGGCCCGCAGAAACCAGAAGAAGGAGACUUUCUGUGCACCGACAGCUUUGUCUACCUUGCUGCACCAGCCUGCCUCCUACUGGGCCCUGCAGGAAGCACAUCCUACAGUGGAAAGGAAUCUGAUUCAGAGAGUUCAGGCUCUGGACCAGUCGACGUGUCAGUGCUGGGCUGUGGAUCCGUGGCCGGGGACAGCGACUGGGACUCAGAUCUGUCAGACUCUGAUCCCAGAUCUUCCAGGAUCUCGGCUUCUGGCACCAAGUCGUCCGGCGUGGCACGACCCAAGCGUCUGCCCACCGAACCCGACUGGGACUUGUUUGGAGAGGCCACCGAACCCGAAGUGCUGAGCGAUCUCUUCACGGAACAGGACAGGAACAACAACGGCUCAGCUGGAAAGGUCACCGAGGUUUCCACCAGCAUGGCAGCCGCGCCGAGUCAGCCUGCCACUUCGCCCACCAAGACGACAGCGUUAGUGGAGCAGCUGUCAACGACCAAGAAGGUAACCUGGCAGUUCAAGCCGGCCCAGAGGUCAGUCUGCACCGGCAGCAGAAAAGAAAAGGACAGGGAGUUAAUGUCGUCCGCAUCGGUAAGGCUCUCAGAACUGGAAAGCGGCGAGAUUUAUGGACCCUCCCCGUCAUCUUCCUCCUCAUCAUCACCCUCAUCGUCAUCCUCGGGGUGA